Molecule: messenger RNA, 4023 nt
Organism: Bolinopsis microptera
Lineage: Eukaryota; Metazoa; Ctenophora; Tentaculata; Lobata; Bolinopsidae
Exons: 23
Coding region: 1-4023 (1340 amino acids)
Biological process (GO): mitotic spindle organization; spindle elongation; microtubule-based movement
Cellular component (GO): microtubule associated complex
Molecular function (GO): zinc ion binding; microtubule motor activity; ATP binding
Source: RefSeq, a predicted model, not a curated record
AUGUCAGAACGUGAAUGUACAUCUGUCAAAGUUGCUAUCAGGGUUCGACCCUUACUUGAGAGGGAGAGGAUAAAAAGAUGUAAAGAAUGUCUGAUAGUACUUCCAAAUAAAAGCCAGUUGGCACUAGGCAAAGACCAAAACUUCACUUUCGACCAUGUGUUCGAGGAAUCCAUCAGUCAGGACAAUUUAUAUUGCGAGACUGUAAAACCCCUGGUCCUGUCAUGUCUGGAUGGUUAUAAUGCCACUGUUUUUGCUUAUGGACAGACAGGGAGCGGAAAGACCUACACAAUAGAAGGUGUUGAUUCAGAUCCAGAUCUACAGGGUAUUAUUCCUCGUGCAGCUGCAGAUUUCUUCAAUCUUAUUGAUACAUCUGAUAGUGAUAAGGACACCUUUGUGCUAAAAGUGUCCUAUCUUGAGAUAUAUUUGGACGAAGUGAGGGAUCUUCUGUCGAACACUGCAGAGGAGAUUCACAUCAGGGAGGAUGAUAGAGGGAACACAGUUAUUCAAGGUUUGAAAGAGGUGCCCGUUACAAGUAGUGACGAGUUGCAAAAGAUAAUGAGGUAUGGAAUGGCAGUUAGAACAACCGGAGCUACUCAAAUGAACGAGCAGUCGUCACGUUCACAUGCCAUUCUUACCAUUCACAUCAACAAGCAGUCUCCAAAGUCUGUGAGGAACAUUGAGGUAACAUCAGCAAAGUUUCACUUCGUUGAUCUGGCUGGUUCAGAGCGGGCACACCGAACAGGAAACAUUGGCGAGCGCUUCAAAGAGUCCGUUCACAUCAACAGUGGACUGCUAGCACUUGGAAACGUCAUAAGCGCUCUCAGUGACUCGAAACGGAAAUCAGGUCACGUACCUUACAGGGCCUCUAAGAUAACAAGGCUUUUGAAGGACUCUCUGGGAGGGAACAGCAGGACCCUCAUGAUAACAUGCGUGUCACCGUCCAGUGACUCCUUCGAGGAGACGCUCAACGCACUUAAAUACGCUAAACGCGCCAGAGACAUUCAGAACAGACCUAUUGUAAACAAGGAUGUGAUCGAGUUGGAAAUGCAGAGAAUGGAAUCAGAGAUAUUGCAGUUGAGACAGCAGUUAAAGACACGGGAGAAUAGUUCUUCUGAGGUGUCUGGAAGUGAUAUUGAGAGUCUUCAGGAGGAGAAAUCACAUUUGGAGAGUGAGCUCGACUCAUACAAACAAUUCGUGAGAUCAUGUCGAUCAGACGUGGAACGGUGCAUAUCCAAGAAAUCCACCGCUGGUCUAGCCAAACUUCUGGAAAAGAUCAAAUCACGUGAUACAAAACAGGGUGGAAGUUCCAGUGAUAUUUCAGAUGGUGUGUUUGAUGAGGAUAGUGAUGUGGUGUCACAGCUGCGGGGCGAACUUAAGAAGUGUAGGGAGGAUUUGUUGAAUGAUGAGAAGAUAUUUGCUGAUCAGCAGUUAGACUUUGAGCAGGUAAAAUCAGAGUUAAAUGAGAAGAUGUCACGCUACGAGGAUGAAAUACACAGCCUAAAAAUAGAGAUCGACAAAAUGAGAGAAGGAGUUGACGAGAAUCUGAACACAACCCUCAAAAAGAAAAGCAUCAAGAUCACCCGUACCAAACCUUGCACAUUUGAAGAAAUCGAAGAAAUAAUGAGAAAGAAAACUUUCGUAAUCUUCGAGAAAAACAUCAAGAAUUGCUUGGAAAAUACAAAACCAAGAGCUAAAUCAGAGAUGUUGGAGACGUUCACAGUUCCCCAACCCAGCAAAUGUACGAUCAAAGACCACUGUAACUUGGAAAGUAGGAUGGAAGAUUUGGUUAAAAAGAAUGAGAGUUUGGCUAACGAAGUGAAUCAGAUGAAAGACACUACUGUGAAUGUGCACGAAACAAAGAAGCAUUUGGAGAAGAAUAUUUCAACGAUUAGGAAGCAGAAGAGUGACUUAGAAAAACGAUUGAAAGAUGCAGAGAAAGACUUAUCAAAGCUGCAAGCUAAAAACAAAAAAGAAAAGUUGGUAUCCCUCGGCAGGGAUAAAAUUGGGAAGAGGAUGUCGGAAACGGCUGUAAAUACCUCCCAGUCUUCAUUUGUUCCACCUCACAAUAACGAUGAUAAGGAAAUCGAAGAAACACUAGAAAAGAUAAUGGAAGAAAGACAACGACUCCGUGUCAGGGAGGAAGAGAUUAAGCUAAGAGAACAGGCGCUGAAAGAAAAGGAGGCUAUAGAGAGUGAAAUCAAGAAGUUGAGGAGUAAAGAAGUUAGAGCCAGUCAGGGAAUGACUCUUAAGAAGCUGAGUAACGCAGAGAGACUGGAAAUGGAGAACGCGAAGAUGGAGGAGAGACUGAGAACUCUGAGGAAAACAAUAGAGAAGGAGAAGGAGGAGAGGAGUAACUGUACUAGCCUGUGGAAAUCAGGACAGACGGGAGCUAUUACUAAUUUCGCAAAAGAGCACAGCAGUAAGAACAAGAGUGCUGGUAUUAAACUCGGUGAUAAGAAGAUUAAAGUUAAAUUUCUUACUCCUGUGGUAGAGAAAGGAGAAUCCCGAGAGAAACAGCGUAAAGCAGCCCCACGUGUCUCCACACCCCACAACUCUAGCACCACAGCUGGCUCAUCUUGGGCAGAACCACAAACAUCCCACCAAGGUCCCGCUGAAUCUCAGCGCUCUGAAGCACCGCACUCUGAAGCGCUGCACGCAGAUGCGCCUCACACAGAAACACACAGUUUUGAGAUGCAGAGAAUGCCCCGUGAGAGCAUGGCGUGGAGUGAAGUGGGGGAGAUGGAGGGGUUACAGAGACAAGCUAGCAUUGUGGGACCAGUGUGUGGUCAGUGUGAGCUAAACGGCGCUCAGAUGAAUUGCAUGGAAUGUGGUGAGAAAUACUGCACGGAAUGUUUUGCAAUGUUCCACAAAAAAGGAGCCCUAAAAUCACAUACCUCCCGACCUCUUACUAGACAAGCCAACUUGGCUUUAAACAGUGGUCCUGCAAGACAAGUCAAAAUUGAAGAGCCGAUACAAGAAAAUUCUCUCUGGGGAGAUUAUGAUGAAGAUGCAUCAGCUGCAGGAUUUAUGGACGCAGUCAAAGCAUGGCGGGGCGAAGAAGUAACAACAAAUAGUACUGGCAACCAACAAACCGGUGUUGCUGGGAAGACUACGGACGGUUCACAAACAGCCAAGGGCGCUAUUCCUGAUAUAAACUUCUCAGAAAACGAGAACGUGUCAUACUUUGAGCGGAUGCUGUUGAAGAAACAGAAAGAGACAGUAGAAGAUGACAUUAUUGACAGUGAAGCUAAAAGUGAAUACAGUGCAGGAGAGAUAACUGUGUCACAACUCGACUUUUGUAGAGAUCUGUUGGCUCACAACAUUGAAGAAGAUCGCAAAUCUAGGAUGGAGGCUGAACGACCAGAGAGUACUAUUGAAAUUGUGGAAGUUAAUUCCAACAUUGGGUAUUUAGAAGAGAUAUCAAGUUGUGUAGUUGAAGAGUCGCCAGUUUGCUCUGACGAUGAGGAUGAUGUUAGAGUUCAAAUGAAGAUGGGAAGAGCACUUCUGUCCACGGUGAAGAUUGAGGAGUAUUCUCCGCGGGGCACUGAUAACCCAACUACUGCUGGAAUCUUCCAACAUAACGGUUUCAUGCUGAUAGAACCUGUAGACGACCCCAUCCCAGAAACGGCCUCACCCUUCAACCCGGACCUUGCCGAACAGCUAAUCCGUGAAAGUGUGACAUCCAUCCGUGGCAACGCGCCAACAAUCACAACACCACGUGCGCGCAGCAUAACUCCACGUGCAACUACUCCCUCACGUUCCCACCCCGGACCUCAGGACCGGAUAGUAUCUGGAGAGACCAGGAUAUCAUCUCCAAACAUGAUGUCAUCUUCAGGCCGGGUAACGUCUCCAGGAAGGAUCUCAUCGCCUCAGCUGCAGGAGAGACCAUACACUCCCCCUAAAGUUGAUAGAUCUCACGAUCAGCCCCUGUCUGUUAGAAGUUCAUUUAACCGAUCUGGAAGGAACUACACCGAAUCUACCCGCUCACCCCUCAUCCGGCGCAUGCCUACCAAUCCUGAGUAA